AUGUGCAAGGAUGAGACGGCGUCAGCUGAGGACGCCAAAACGGCACUAAGUGAGAAGGCGGAGUCCAAGGCUGCGGACAUUGCCACGCUGAGUGAGCAGCUGGAAACGCUGGAGCGCGAUGUUGCUGCCGAGAAGAAGGCCAUUACCCGGGUGGACUGGGUUGUCGCCACUGCCACAAAGCUCCGCGAGAAGGCGCUGCUGCGGUGGAUGCUGCUGGGACGCAUGGAGUCCAUUGCGGUCAUGCAUAAAGCCAUGAACUCCCUCGAGAAGUACCUGGAUGAGGUUGGCAUGCAGGAGUUCGGCUUCUUGCUGGAGUCGGCCUCGCCAGGUCCCUGCAAGGCGUUAUCGAAGCCGUGCGCGCCGAAGUGGAGCAAGUCAGACUUCGACCCUCAGCUGCAAAGCCCGCAAGAGUUGAUGUGCGCGGUGGACAACAAUGGCGGUGGAAAGAGCCGCUGGCCGCCGGAAGGAACCGCUCGCUUCACGACUUUUGAAUGUGAGGCAGCUGACCAGGCCGCCUACGUUCAGCUGAUCGAGGUGGCUCGCAAGUCUCGUCGGAAGGAUGCCUACACGCUCACCGAUUUCGUGGGUGGUCAGGCAGCACUGGCAGCUGAGUCGCAGCGCAUCCAGGACAGGCAGAAGGCCUUGAAGGAACAGAUGGGCCUCGCCGACCAGCUUGCCUCGACUCUGAAAGAGGAAUGCGAAAAGCUCAUUGCCGACUACAAAGCAAAGAAGCAGGCGCGAAUAAUGGAGGUGGAUGUUCUGAAGAACAAGAAGGCUGCCCUCGAAGCUUCUUUGGCUGACGUGGACCUCGAGUAG
Molecule: messenger RNA, 816 nt
Organism: Symbiodinium pilosum
Lineage: Eukaryota; Dinophyceae; Suessiales; Symbiodiniaceae
Source: the annotation of a GenBank genome assembly